UCCAGGCCCCACCGCAUUUCCUGCGGCCGGGGGCGGGGUGUGGGAUUCGCUAGGUAUGGGCGYCGGUGCACGAGUGAGGGGCACUUACAGGCAGCAGGCGGUGACCUCGUAUUACAACGACCCGCUGGAGCACGCAUGGCACCUGCAGAUCAUGCGAUUCAUUGUCGAGAGCGGCAUGUCGUUCAACUGUGUGAAGCUUGAGAGUUUCAAACGCAUGUUGACGUUGAUCAUCCCGCUUGGGGUUCCAGGAGUCCCCACCCCAAAACCCCCAACGUAUCACAUGAUCCGUACCACACUUUUGGAUGAGCUUGAUGUGGAAGUCCAAAAGUGUGUGAAACCUGUCCUCGCUACUGCAGCUACCUACGGUUGCACGAUAAUGACAGGCGGUUGGACCAACAUUCGGGGCCAAACGUUGUGCAACUAUCUCGUCGGCACUACACGGGGCGCCACAUACAUCGCGACAGAUGUUAUGCGAGGAAAGACGGAUGUCACUGCUCUGGCGCAGGCUUGGCUGCGAAGGUUGAAGUCCCUUGACAUCAAGCUCGUCGACAUCACCGCUUUCAUCACAGACUCUGCCAGUUCGAACGUGGUCGUUGAUGAUCGAUGGAAGGACACUGUUUGGUCAACGAAGAAGAUUCGAGACGCCGCCGCGGAGGUCACAGCAUGUGUCGGUUGUCCUCAAUGGUGGGAGGAUAUGAGAACGCUGUGCAAGUUGUUGGAUCCCAUCAUGGACAUACUGCAGAUGGUGGACAGCGACACGAGGCAGAUUGACAAAAUUCUGCGUCGGUACGACGAGAUGAUCGCGCGUUGUUUAUCUGCAUGUGCCGCUUUGGAGAAGGACGAGCAGGACGCGCUGCUUGAAGUGUUUGACAGACGCCGCACCAUGUUCAAGUCGCCUGCUCAUAUUGCUGCCAUGAUGUUGGACCCCGAGUUUCGAGACCGMACGAUGCCAGAUGACGAGGAGAUGCAGCACGGUUUGAAACUCGCUCUGAUUCAGUUUGGGUACCCGGAACAUGCGGAUCAGCACAACGAGGUCCUCAUUGCCAUUGACAAGUUCCAUUCCAGGGAGUCGCCGUUCGAUGACGUGGCCAUGGACCGGGCGGCGAGGAGCUAUACCCAUGCAGCCUGUUUCUGGGAGUCGAAGGAGAAGAGGUUCCCGCACACGGCCUUCUUCGCUGGCAGGAUACUGCGUGUGUGGGCGACUGCGUCGCCUUGCGAGAGAGCUUGGUCCCGUUGGAGUUUCAUCCACUCCAAAUCUCGUAACAGAUUGGAGGUGGCGCGGGCCGAGAAGCUCGUGCGAUGCCAUUGGAACCUUCGGCUCCUCGACAGGCAGGCUAUGUCGGACGAUGCUCCCAGUGACAGGCCACAUCUGUAUGGGAGCUGGGUGCACUACUGGCAGCAGGUGGAGGAGGAGGUGCCCACCGACCAGCAGCUUGUGGCAGACCGAGGAGCCCGUGUGACGGUCACGAAGGAGGAGUUGACGCAGGCGAGAGAGAGGAUGCGCGUCCUGUCCCGCAUGGGAGCCACUCGUCGCUUGCGGGAGUCUGACAGGAGGAGGUGUCGUGGCGGCGGUCGCGGAGGUGGUCGUCGGGGCGGUCGCGAGCGAGGCGGGCGUGGAGGUCCUGGCGGGAGGCGUAGUGUCGUGAGUCGUGGAAGGGCAGUGGACGAGCUAGUACGCAAGCCUCGACAGCGAUGGGAUGAGGGAGACUUUUUGUACGAGAGCUCGUCCAGCAAUGACGAGGAUUUCUUCGGGACAGGCAUGCCUGCACAGGAUGGCGACAGCGAUUUCGACGACCGUCACCCGAACGUGGGCGACGACGAUGGCGCCAGUGGCGAUGAUCACGGUGACGGAGGAGAUAGGCCACGACCUGCACAUGGUGACACGAUGCGCGCCGACGGGGCAGGGGGCGAGCACCGCAYAACAGUAGAUGACGCUCGAGAUGGAGUGCAUGAUGAUGGUUCACGACCUGUCUCGGGCGGUGAUCUGAGGCGCUUGAAACGCGGACCAAGGGAAAAAGACACUAUCGCUUCACGUGUGCGCAAACGUCAUGGUGGGGUUGCUAGCAUUCCACUAUCACGAGUCCCCGCAACUGGGCAAAUUCCAGUUUCUGAGGACUCUUUCAGCGAUCACGGCGGCGAGGAGCRGAUCGAGCUGCAUGGCGGGAGCGGUCAUCCACGAGGGGACAYUUCGAGUAUGCACGCGACAGCUCCGAUGGGGCCUUCCGCAGCAGUCCCAGAAUCGCAACAGGGUCCAGCACCGUUGAUGCGUCAUCCCGAGGUUCARRGARAGAUCAGUCCUCUCCCGGCAGUGCGGGACGAGGGUUCUGUCCGUGCACUGCAUCCACUCACGUCUGCCGGAGCGGCAGUCUCAGUUGCAGCGACCUCGGAUGUGGGACAACCACUGGCAGCGGCGGAGCAAGAAAGUAUGCUCCCACCUCGCAGUGUUCAACCGCGGCCACCGCCUGCAUUGAUGGAGGGGAGUCAGGGGACCGUURUUGUGUGUCAAGGCGACGAUCUCCCGGAACGUGAUAUCUCAUACACUCCCGCAGCCGAGCAGAGCCGCAGACCAUGUCGGCCUCGCAUGCCCCACCGGCAGUCUUCAGGGUACCGGCGAGUUACUGACCAUGGACUCUGCGCUCGUUUCUCUACCGGACUUGUCGACGUUGAUAUCCCCAGGAGGCGAUAUCGCCGAUUUGAUUACGAGCCCAAUGGUGUCUGCCACGCCCACAAUUUUUCGUGUUGGCAAACUACGCGAGGUGGCCCUUGGUUUGGCGGAGACGGCGACGCGACACCGCCGCGACGGUCAGCGCAGCAUCGCACAACGCUUCAUUCGUUUGACGACGCAGAGGAAGGGUCUCCUGGUGGGCCAGUUGACACACUCGAAAGAGAAGCAAGACCCCCAAGUCCGCCGUCAAACUUAGAGCAUCAUCCGAUUGCCGCGGCUGUCGGCGCAGAUGCGGGCGUCCCCGUCACAAACAGUGGCGCGGACGCGACAGAACAGCUUGUGGUUGGGUCAUCGGCGACAGCACGGCGCGACAGAGCCACUGUUUUGCCGACAGUGACAUUCUAUGCCAGCGGGAAGAAUACUGGGGGGAUGGAUGAGCAGGGAGUCCGGAAUGUUGGCAGGCCAUCUGCACCGUCUAUGGGGAAACGAUCCAUUGGGAGUGUGGAUGGUAUUUGGCACACCGCCAUGGCCGAGUUUGAGGACCGACACGGGAGUGCUUUGCCGACGAAGACGUCUGAUGUCCAUGCUACGAGAGCCGCAAAGGCGAGUCUUUCUCGGGCAAGGAAGAAGGCCUCGACAAGGAAGGCGUCACGUUCAUCCUCACAUAUGCGUUCCCGAGAGAGAGGAUCGGGCGUUGUGCAUCUCGAGGACGGAGAGAUUGCACCUGACAGCGACGCAUUGGAUGUUGGAGGGAGGGAUGCAACGACGACGGAUAUCAUCGGCAGGGAGGGCACAGGGAAAGCAGUGGCAGGUCAGAAGAGACGCGGCAGUGUACUUAUCGUCCACCACGACAGCAUAGAUGUCGCCCCGGGAGAGACCACAGACACUGAUGAUGCAGGGGACUCCGAUUACGUACCCAAACCACGGGCGGCAGAUGGAGAUGAUGGAGGAGGGCGACGAGUGAGACCGAGGACACGACUCGGGCCGCAAGGGCAGCGAGCACAGAGCACACUAUCGGCGAUGAUUCCUGCCCCCAUAGAUCGGCGAGCUCAGGCGCAGCGUUUGCUGCGCAAAAUGGAGAGUGAGCCACUUCUGCUCACCACAAAAUGUGCAGGGCCUGGGGCCUCAACGACAACUUUGGAGGACGAAGCGAGGGGCGGCGCCGAAGCGCUCAAGCCUCGUGACGCGUCGCGCUAAUUUCGUUAGGGUUUCCUCAGCAGACGCAGAGCUUGGACGCCAUAGCCCUUAUUC
Chara braunii is the source of this 3916-nucleotide messenger RNA. Lineage: Eukaryota; Viridiplantae; Streptophyta; Charophyceae; Charales; Characeae. The record is from the annotation of a GenBank genome assembly.